GGCGCCGCCGCCGCUGCUGCUGCUGCCGGCGCGGGCGACGCCGAGCAGCUGCCGCGGUGCCGUCACUGCGGCAAGGCGGCGCCGGACGCGGCGUCCCUGCGGCGGCACGAGCGCUCGCACACGGUGGAGCGCCCGCACGUGUGCGGCGAGUGCGGCCGCGGCUUCCCGAGCCGGCGCAACCUGCGGCGCCACCAGAGCACGCACGCGGGCCAGCGCGCGUUCCCCUGCGCCGACUGCGGCCGCGUCUUCACGCAGCCCUCCAGCCUCAAGAUGCACUCGCGCACGCACGCCGCGGGAGGCAGCGCGGGCCGCUCGGGCAUCCACGAGUGCGCCGAGUGCGGCAAGCGCCUGUCGGACGCGCGCAGCCUCAAGCGGCACGCGCGCACCCACACGGGCGAGCGCCCGUACGUGUGCGCCGAGUGCGGCAGCGACUUCCCGCACGCGUCCAGCCUCAAGGCCCACGCGCGCACCCACACGGGCGAGCGCCCCCACUGCUGCCCGCUGUGCGGCAAGCGCUUCGCCCACCUGCACAGCCUCAAGUCGCACGCCCGCGCCCACCUCGGCGAGCGGCCGCACGCCUGCAAGAUCUGCCGCAAGGCCUUCCGCAACAAGUGGAACCUCAAGCGCCACCUGAGCACGCACUCGGGCGAGAAGCCGUACGCCUGCGCCGAGUGCGGCCGCGGCUUCCUGCAGUUCUCCAACCUGCGCACGCACGCGCGCGUCCACUCGGGCGAGCGGCCGCACGCCUGCGCCGAGUGCGGCAAGGGCUUCGCCCAGCUCUCGGGCCUCAAGAUCCACGCCAAGACGCACACGGGCGAGCGGCCGCACGCCUGCGCCGAGUGCGGCAAGGGCUUCCUGCACCGCUCCAGCCUCAAGGUGCACGAGCGCGUCCACUCGGGCGAGCGGCCGCACGCCUGCGCCGAGUGCGGCAAGGGCUUCUCGCAGCUGUCGAGCCUCAAGAUCCACGCCAAGACGCACACGGGCGAGCGGCCGCACGUGUGCGAGCAGUGCGGCCGCGGCUUCCCCAACGGACGCAACCUCAAGCGCCACCUGGCGACGCACACGGGCGAGAGGCCGCACGCCUGCCCCGAGUGCGGCAAGGGCUUCCUGCACCUCUCCAACCUCAAGAUCCACGGGCGCAUCCACACGGGCGAGCGGCCGCACGCCUGCGGCGAGUGCGGCCGCCGCUUCUCCAACCUGUCCGACAUGAAGAAGCACUACCGCACGCACACGGGCGAGAGGCCGCACGUCUGCGGCGAGUGCGGCCGCGGCUUCACCAGCGUGUGCAACCUGCGGCGCCACCACGUGCUGCACACGCGCGACCACCCGCACGAGUGCGCCGAGUGCGGCAAGCGCUUCUCCUUGCUCUCCACGCUCAGGAACCACCUGCGACGCCACCGCCAGAGGGGCCCGCCGGGGCCAGUCCGGCAGGGCCCGGGGCCGGGGCUGGGGGGGCUGCCGGCGGAGUGGCCGGCGGAGGGCCUGCCGGGGCCCGCGGGGUUGGAGGAGGAGGAGGAGGAGGUGGAGGAGGAGGAGGAGGGGGAGCCGCGCAGUGGAGACGGCCGGCCCUGAUUGAAGGCUGCCGGAGCGAGCGCCCGCAAGUGCUGCUUAACUCUUCUUAACUUUGGUUGAAACGUCAGUGUUCUAGUUUAGUUUUUGUUGUUGCUCACAGUACUUGACUAAGGGAUGGGCCGUGGUGGCUCAGAAGUUCCCCGGACACCGAACCGGCACCCCCAUCUGGGAACCCUGGGUUGGAAUUAUGGGAUUUGGCCGUCCAACCUGCGGAGAUUAGACUGGUGGGCUGUAAAGUGUAGCUAGCUGGUGGUCUCAGCCCGGUCACCAACGAGAUCUAUAGACUCGCACAGAGACUCGUAGACUCGCACAGAGAUCUGUAGACUCACAUCGAGAUCUAGCGACUCGUAUAGAGAUCUGUAGACUCGCAUAGAGACACGCAAACUCGCAUAGAGAUCUGUAGACUUGCAUAGAUGUCUAUAGACUCGCAGAGAUCCGUAGACUCACACAGAGACUCGUAGACUCGCACAGAGAUCUGUAGACUCACAUCGAGAUCUAGCGACUCGUAUAGAGAUCUGUAGACUCGCAUAGAGACACGCAAACUCGCAUAGAGAUCUGUAGACUUGCAUAGAUGUCUAUAGACUCGCAGAGAUCCGUAGACUCACACAGAGACUCGUAGACUCGCACAGAGAUCUGUAGACUCACAUCGAGAUCUAGCGACUCGUAUAGAGAUCUGUAGACUCGCAUAGAGACACGCAAACUCGCAUAGAGAUCUGUAGACUUGCAUAGAUGUCUAUAGACUCGCAGAGAUCCGUAGACUCACACAGAGACUCGUAGACUCGCACAGAGAUCUGUAGACUUGCAUUAAGAUCUAUAGACUUGCAUAGAGAUUUAUAGACAUAUAGAGACAUAUAGACUCAUAUAGAGAUGUAUAGACUCCCAUAGAGACCCGUAGACUCACGUAGACUGAGUUAUGAUGAACCCGGGUUCUCAAGUGUGGUCUCAUAAAAAACCCGUAAUCGUUUUUAUGUUUUAACUUUGGUUAAAUUCUGAACGAACUUUUCUCAUUUCUGGUCCCCAGCGCGCUCCGUUAGCGCGUAGGAACGAGCGGUAACAGGUGUGUGGAGGGCCCUCAGAAGGACUUCCAUGAUGCCUCCCUCUGCGGGCCAUUCCGACACUCCGCUCUGUGAGAGUUCCACAUUCGACUACGCACAACGGAUACGGUAGCACAACUUUUUGUACAUGUAUAUCAAAUUCGCAGUGUAUUCCGAGUCUCGCACAUUUCAAGAGAUUUUUUUUAGCCGGACGGGCGGCGGGUGUGGCAAUCCGUAUGCCCCUCCCUCCCUCGGGUGUUGUGUUCGCCACGGACGAUUCACCAGCUCGCUCAGCGUCUCUGUAGCGCCUUAGCAAGGGAGAGCUUCUUGAGUUUGUUAAUGGCGACGCCGCCGCAGCCUCGUGCAGCCUCGCGAUCUUUUUCGCAAUCGUGAGUGGCCGACCCACUGACGCUUCCCUGCCCCGAGAGGGGGGGGGGGGGGGGAGGGGGGCUCUCGUUUUAAAACGCCCUGGCAAACGGAGGGACGACGGAACGGGGCCAGGCCAAGUGACGAGAGGGAACGUUUCGUGUAAAUCGACCGACCGGUUGGGUUUUUUGUUUUUUGUUUGUACCUACCGUGGCCUUCACAAGAUCGUCGGCACGGAUCACGCACUUAAUGGAGGGAUACGCCACCCACACGCAGCGUUCACGGACAGAUGGACGAAUCGUAAUCGUGCGCUAUUUUCCCACCCAAGAAAUUAUCGGUGAGUCUGCAUACUUAGGAGUGUGCUGCUAUGUUUCGGAUGGGUUCGGUUAAUUUUAUUAACGAGGAGGUUUUGGCUUCCGUGUGGGAGGAAACGCUGAUGAGCAGGGGUUGUCUCCGCACGGCGUGUAAGAAGUUCAACGUCUGUAUGUUACGUACAAGCUAGGUAACCCGGAGAGCAACUCAACCCUGGGCAAGGCGGCUUAGCUCCCAGCAACUCGCAACCCCACCUCCUACAACACUUGGCAAGCCACGGUGGUCACCAACCCAAGCACUGACCAAGGUCACAAUCGCUCGUACGGUCACCUCUGGGGAGAGGAGGGGCCGAUCGUUCAGAGUGAUCUGGUCAGAGGCCUUGGGCCAAAUGUCAAAGUCUCCCUCCAUCUGCUCCCCUCCCCCAGACGAAAUGGCUGUAACAAAGCGACCACCCGCUCUGCUCUUCGGUCAGACAAAUGCGCGCACGUUGACUCCUCGAACGCUUUUGGAGAUGUUCAAGCUCCGACGACUCUAUUGCCACCCUUCAGCGGAUGCUUCAUCUGGCGUCGCAUGACCUCUGAACCCCCAGCAGGAAGACGAUUUCACACUUCCCCUCUCUCUCUCACGAGCCUCGCGAGGUCCGUCUCGGGGACGUGGCCAUCGGCAUUACUGACCGAUGUGCGCGGGAAGCUCAAUUCACUUGACACGCACACACGUACCCGUACACACACGUACCCGUACACACACGUACCCGUACACACACGUACCCGUACACACACGUACCCGCACACACACGUACCCAUACACACACCUAACCGCACACACACGUACCCGCACACACACGUACCCGCACACACACGUACCCGCACACACGCAUGCGUACCCGUGCGCGCGGCAGAAUGUGGGAUGACCUCUCCUGGGUCGGGUCGCCGUGUUGUGGGUACAGGGUCCCCUCCCCAGCUGUGGUAGCGGGCUGUGUGCACGCUCACGGGGGUCUAGGGGGCUGUGUGCACACUCACGUGGGUCUAGGGGGCUGUGUGCACGCUCACGGAGGUCUAGGGGGCUGUGUGCACACUCACGGGGUCUGUAGGGGGCUGUGUGCACGCUCAUGGGGGUCUAGGGGGCUGUGUGCACACUCACGUGGGUCUAGGGGGCUGUGUGCACACUCACGGAGGUCUAGGGGGCUGUGUGCACGCUAAUGGGGGUCUAGGGGGUUGUGUGCACACUCACGGGGUCUGUAGGGGGCUGUGUGCACACUCAUGGGGGUCUAGGGGGCUGUGUGCACACUCACGGAGGUCUAGGGGGCUGUGUGCACACUCACGGGGGUCUAGGGGGCUGUGUGCACACUCACGGAGGUCUAGGGGGCUGUGUGCACACUCACGGGGGUCUAGGGGGCUGUGUGCACACUCACGGAGGUCUAGGGGGCUGUGUGCACACUCACGGAGGUCUAGGGGGCUGUGUGCACACUCACGUGGGUCUAGGGGGCUGUGUGCACACUCACGUGGGUCUAGGGGGCUGUGUGCACACUCACGGAGGUCUAGGGGGCUGUGUGCACGCUAAUGGGGGUCUAGGGGGUUGUGUGCACACUCACGGGGUCUGUAGGGGGCUGUGUGCAUACUCAUGGGGGUCUCGGGGGCUGUGUGCACACUCACGUGGGUCUAGGGGGCUGUGUGCACACUCACGUGGGUCUAGGGGGCUGUGUGCACACUCACGUGGGUCUAGGGGGCUGUGUGCACACUCACGGAGGUCUAGGAGGCUGUGUGCACACUCACGGGGGUCUAGGGGGCUGUGUGCACACUCACGGAGGUCUAGGGGGCUGUGUGCACUCUCACGGAGGUCUAGGGGGCUGUGUGCACACUCACGUGGUUCUAGGGGGCUGUGUGCACACUCACGUGGGUCUAGGGGGCUGUGUGCACACUCACGGAGGUCUAGGGGGCUGUGUGCACGCUAAUGGGGGUCUAGGGGGUUGUGUGCACACUCACGGGGUCUGUAGGGGGCUGUGUGCACACUCAUGGGGGUCUCGGGGGCUGUGUGCACACUCACGUGGGUCUAGGGGGCUGUGUGCACACUCACGUGGGUCUCGGGGGCUGUGUGCACACUCACGUGGGUCUAGGGGGCUGUGUGCACACUCACGGAGGUCUAGGAGGCUGUGUGCACACUCACGGGGGUCUAGGGGGCUGUGUGCACACUCACGGAGGUCUAGGGGGCUGUGUGCACACUCACGGAGGUCUAGGGGGCUGUGUGCACACUCACGUGGGUCUAGGGGGCUGUGUGCACACUCACGUGGGUCUAGGGGGCUGUGUGCACACUCACGGAGGUCUAGGGGGCUGUGUGCACGCUAAUGGGGGUCUAGGGGGUUGUGUGCACACUCACGGGGUCUGUAGGGGGCUGUGUGCACACUCAUGGGGGUCUCGGGGGCUGUGUGCACACUCACGUGGGUCUAGGGGGCUGUGUGCACACUCACGUGGGUCUACGGGGCUGUGUGCACACUCACGGAGGUCUAGGAGGCUGUGUGCACACUCACGGGGGUCUAGGGGGCUGUGUGCACACUCACGUGGGUCUAGGGGGCUGUGUGCACACUGACGUGGGUCUAGGGGGCUGUGUGCACACUCACGUGGGUCUAGGGGGCUGUGUGCACACUCACGUGGGUCUAGGGGGCUGUGUGCACACUCACGUGG
Petromyzon marinus (sea lamprey) is the source of this 5962-nucleotide messenger RNA. Lineage: Eukaryota; Metazoa; Chordata; Hyperoartia; Petromyzontiformes; Petromyzontidae. The record is from RefSeq and is a predicted model, not a curated record.